UUGUAGUAAAUUGAUUUUCAUAGCAGUUUUGAAUGCUUCAAUAAUGGGUGUGAACAUAAUACACAGAUUUAAGAAUCCUGCAGAGAAAAGUGAAAAGGCAGCAAUUCAAAACUAGCAUAAAAAUACUGCUGGAUUAUUAAGUAUUUAGCAGCCAAAUACAUCUCUUUAAGCAAACAAAUGGGUCAUAAUGUGCUCCAUUGAGGUUUACUAAACUGACCAGCUCUCGACAGUUGACCUAUUUAAAGGUUUGUACAUCUGAUGAAUCGAAAGGACAAAGCACACCUUUCUAUUUCAGUUUUCUCGGAGGCCUAGCCCUGCACACCGGUACCACUGGGUUUUUGUCUGUAUACUUCCUGUCACAGAUCGGCGUCUUUGAAGUGGUUUUUGUGUCAGCACAGAACAGCCUAUUAUUGUAGUGACCAACAAGUGAUGCUGGAGUGGAGGAAAUUACAGACAGCAUGUAUAGCAGCCAUAUGACAUAUGGCAAUAAGGUGUGCGGAUAUCACUCUAAUCACUGUCCUUCUUAUUCUCCCUCACACACCAGGACAUGCGUGGGAUUUACAUGCAAUGUGCCACAUCAGUAUAUGUUAUAAAUGAGGGCUGUGAAACUGUCCAUGUUUUAAACUACAUUUAAAGAACAAAAUUAUUAAAAUAAACAAUAAACAGUAUAUAUAAUAAUACUAAUACAAAUCCUUUAACAUCCAUCAAAGCAAGCCAUAUAUCCCCAUAAUCAAUGAACCAAUAAGAGAAAGAGACAAGUUAAAUGGGAGGGACUCUACAGACAAAUUAGAAAACCACCCUGUCUCGCGGACAGAUAUGUCACUUUGCAAGUACUUUCACAGUCAUGAUGCAAAGUAGCUCAUCUUUUUUCAGGGACAACAUUCACCAAAACCUCGAUUUUUAAAAUAACUACACAAUCCUCCGAAAUGAUCCGAAUCAACAACACCCAAUACUUCCACUUCUUGCAGCAGGCCGAUGCCUUACGGCGCUCGGGGUCACUGUGCGAUGCCAUAAUCUCAGUAAAGAGUCAAACUUUCAGGGCUCAUCGGCUAGUGCUGGCUUGUGCCAGCAGAAGACUAGCGCAGCAGCUUGCCCAGGUGGACGCAGACAGCCCGGCCCACUGCACGCUGGAGUAUUUCUCACCACGCACCUUCCAGCAAGUUCUGGACUUCACCUACACACAGACUCUGGAUGUAUCUGUGGAUGACCUUCACUUGCUGCUGAAAGCUGCUCAGCUGUUAGAGAUGGAGCAGCUGGAGGACCAGUGCCGAAAGCAGCUGGGAAACCUCGACUAUGGAGCCGCAGAGGGUGCAAACACAGCAGACAGAGCGGACGACAAAGACAGUGCAGAGGACAAAGAUCGAAAGCAAAACAGGAGUCCGGUUCAAGAGGACAGACUCCAAGAGACUUCUUCCCCGGCAGAGAAAGCAAGCGACUGCAUUGUCCUGGAAAGCCCCUCUGAUCCUGCCGAGAAACCCAACAUCCGGCCACGUCCGAGAAAGAUGCCGUGGCACAGGGACAGUGUAAUCACUCGGCCCCCGGGCAGCAGUCCCUAUUUAUCUUCCCCCUGGAUUUUCCCCACAAACAUGUGGAGCUCCGUGAGCACGCUGAGGCGGAUGGCUGAGAACUAUCCAAGCUUAAUUGCCACUCCAAACCCCUCCACCGUAGCAUACCCGUUCUGCCUCUCCGCCCCCAACGUGUUCCCUGUCCUCCGGUCUCAUUUUCAAACCCCUGUUCAGAGCUCUGUAAUGGGUUCAGGCUUUUAUCCACAUUACACCCAAAACCUUUGCAAUAGGCCUACGGGUAUGGGGAGCGUUAUCAAGCAAAGCCUGUUGAAAAGAAGAAAAAACAGCCAAAGAGAAUUUACCAGCGUCGUUCAAGCCAGUGAGCUCAGUAACCCUGAGAUCCCCCAAACCAGCAGAGUGAGAGUUGAAGACUGCCAACACUGCAGUGCAAGGCUCCUUGGGGCUCCAGCUUCCACACCACCAGGUGAGGCCUGUGCGGGGUGUCAAUUCUGUGGAAGAGGAGAUGUUUCACUGCAUGAACCACAAUCACAUCAACAAGAACCCAGAGUAGAAAAACCCUACCAAUGCCAACACUGUCCCAAGACGUUUAGUCUGAAGCAUCAACUGGACACACACCACCGAGUUCACACUGGAGAGAAACCCUUCGAGUGUCGUCUCUGUGGUCAGCGUUCCCGGGACUACUCUGCCAUGAUCAAGCACCUGCGGACUCACGGUGGGGCCACGCCAUACCAGUGCACAGUGUGCCUGGAGUUCUGCAACAGCCUGGUCGCCAUGCAGAGACACCUCAAGAGCCAUGAAGUGCGGGACUUCCCUCCCGAUUGGAGCAUCGACCGCACCUACCUGUACAAUUCACACAUCUGAGGCUCACAGAGCCGUCCACGAGAACUUCUCAUUUAGUGCCUUUCAUGUACUAACAGAGGUAUACCUUUGUUUUUCUUAAAGGUAAAUCUCAGGUGAUUUUCGAAAAAGCAGAAAGGUCCUUUAACAACACAUUUUUUUAAAGUUACAAUAAUAUACACUAGAUGCACAAACUAGGGCUUUCACAGGUUUCGCAAUGAUUUCGAUGGAAACUGAAAUUGAAAAAACUCGGGAAGUGCUUAGCAUUUCACAAUUGGCCACGCAUUAGGGCCACAUCACCAGUUCCUCCACCUCAAAUGACGCAGACAACUUCCCUCUUACUUUCAGAAUGAUUUGACUGUGUAAACUUUGGAUAUUGCUCAGUGGUUUUGAGCGCCCUCGUCGGGCAACGGGACGGUACUGUAACAGUAUGGGUCUUCUUUCUGUUGAGCUGAGAAUAUGUUUAGGACAAAAGAGUAUUUCCACUAAGUGAUGGAACAUUUAAACAGCAAACAUUAAAUGAAAGAAUUCCUCUCCGCUUUUCACAAUUCAAAUUAAAGCGUCUCUAUUUAUUCCCUUUAAAACAGGAACAGUUGUGAUUGUGUCAUUCUGCCAAAGGAAACGGGUAAAAGGCUUUUCUCCAGUGAGGCAAGAUAAUUUUAAACUUGACCAUGUGAGGAUCUGCACAAUCCCACAUAUGGUCACAUUAAAACCUUUAAGCAGGCCUUGAUUCAUUUGACAUUGUGACCAAAGAAUGCGGUGAGUGACUUGCAGUAAAUGCCCCUGGAUAACUCAAUAAACUGCUGUGAUUCAAUGAGCCAACAACAGCAGAGCUCCGGCAGCCUGUUGUGCCUUUCUCGUUUGUUACAAACAUUUGUACAGCUUUUUCUUCAGUCUCAGUCACUUGUCGCGGUUCAAAAGUAGGGACAGACGGACUAAAUGCCAAGUAUUUACCUACUAUACCUCUCUAAAAACACCACACAAGUUAUAUGACUGUUAAAUUAUGCCAGAUGUCCUCAUGUACAGUGUGUAUGCAGUGUGUAACCAUGCAUGUUGUUUCCUAGAGUGAGCUACUGAAAGAUAUUUUCUGAAUUGUACUGCGUUGUCUUGUCGUAAACUCAUUUAUGGCGUUGUAUGGAUUCAUUUGAUGUCAGUGCUGUGUUUAGCUUUAGUUUUAGCUUUUUCUGCCUGCACUUAAAGGCCUUAUCAGAUGAUUUAGUAUUUUAGUCUUGGUUUUGAGUUGAGUCCUUCUUGGAACCGUACGUUGGUUCUGAGAUGUUCAGUUCUUUCCUCUCUGCAGAAACUGUAAAUAAAGAUGGCCUUGUUCAAGUUC
Messenger RNA from Pungitius pungitius (ninespine stickleback), 3696 nucleotides. RefSeq names its product zinc finger and BTB domain containing 32 (gene zbtb32). The transcript is spliced from 5 exons. The coding region runs from base 927 to 2387 and encodes 486 amino acids. NCBI's taxonomy places the organism in Eukaryota, Metazoa, Chordata, Actinopteri, Perciformes, Gasterosteidae. Gene Ontology annotation, biological process: regulation of transcription by RNA polymerase II. The record is from RefSeq and is a predicted model, not a curated record. Gene Ontology annotation, molecular function: RNA polymerase II cis-regulatory region sequence-specific DNA binding; protein binding; DNA-binding transcription factor activity, RNA polymerase II-specific.